Messenger RNA from Brassica oleracea var. oleracea, 663 nucleotides. RefSeq lists its product as uncharacterized. NCBI's taxonomy places the organism in Eukaryota, Viridiplantae, Streptophyta, Magnoliopsida, Brassicales, Brassicaceae. The coding region runs from base 1 to 663 and encodes 220 amino acids. The record is from RefSeq and is a predicted model, not a curated record. The transcript is spliced from 2 exons.
AUGGGAGACGAUAACAAUUCUCAAGCACGUGAUAAAGGUCUUGAGAUGAAGAAGGACAUACGAUGUCCUAUGCUAUCAUCGACCAACUAUACCGUAUGGUCGAUGCGAAUGAAAGUUAUUCUUCGUUUAUACGAAGUUUGGGAUACUAUUGAUCGAGGGAGUGAUGACGCAAAGAAGAAUAAUAUGGCAAUUGCUCUAAUCUUUCAAUCAGUCCCGGAGGUGCUAAUACUUCAGAUAGGAGAACAUGAUACAUCGGAGAAGAUUUGGGAAGCUAUCAAAUCCUGUAACUUAGGUGCUGAUCGCGUGAGAGAAGCAAGAUUACAGACUUUGAUGUCUGAGUUCGACAAACUGAAGCUGGCAGACACAGACACGGUGGAUGACUACGCAGAAAAACUUUCAGGCUUAGCAUCAAGAGCAGUCGCUUUAGGAGAGAUAAUGGAAGAAUCGAAGAUGGUCGUGGAAGCCAUAACAACUCGCGAGGAAGAGGCAGAGGUAGAGGUUAUGGUGGAAGAGGAAGAGGUCGAGGAAGGUCUAAUGGUUAUGAUGGUCAUAACAAAGGAAGAGAAGCUUCAGACAAGACCAAGAAGGACUAUUCUAAGGUUAAAUGCUAGAGAUGCGACAAGAUGGGGAACUUUGUGUCACAUUUUCCUACACGACCAAUAG